This is a messenger RNA of Linum tenue, 2523 nucleotides long. The record is from the annotation of a GenBank genome assembly. Lineage: Eukaryota; Viridiplantae; Streptophyta; Magnoliopsida; Malpighiales; Linaceae.
GUUGCCGGCAAAAUUUCGAGGAUGAAAUGUAUGGGAACAGGAAGGACAACAGAGCAAAGGAGGAAGGGAUAAUGCCCAAUUGAAGUUUCAAACCUCAGAAAGCCAACCAACAAUGACGACUCUGCUCACUCCUCCUCCUAAACUUCUCUUCUCUACCGACAGUCGAACCUGCUGCCCUCUGCAGCCCCUCGCAUCUUCUUCUUCAUCUGCUCUCUCCUCUAACCUUUCGUUCUCACUCUCGCUUCCCUCUCUCCUCAAAACCACCACCAGUAACAGGAAGAGGAGAUGGCGAAGGCUCUUCUGUCAGGGAAAAGGCGCGACGAACGGCACCGCCGUGCAAGUCGGCCAGCAGCGUCUUCUCAAAGUUCCGGUCCCGAACAUCAGGAAUUUCAGCAUCAUCGCGCAUAUCGACCACGGGAAGUCGACCUUAGCCGAUAAAUUGCUUGAGACCACUGGUACCGUUCAGAAGCGAGAAAUGAAGGAUCAAUUCCUUGAUAACAUGGAUUUGGAGAGAGAGCGGGGCAUCACCAUCAAGCUUCAGGCUGCUCGAAUGCGUUACGUGUGUGAUGGUGAACCCUACUGCCUCAAUUUGAUUGAUACUCCUGGCCAUGUAGACUUCUCCUACGAGGUGUCUCGUUCGCUUGCUGCUUGUGAAGGCGCUUUGCUUGUUGUUGAUGCUUCUCAGGGAGUAGAAGCGCAAACAUUGGCUAAUGUUUAUUUGGCUUUGGAAAACAAUUUAGAAAUUAUUACGGUUUUAAAUAAAAUUGAUCUACCAGGUGCUGAACCGGAUCGUGUUCUCCAAGAGAUUGAAGAGGUUAUUGGCUUAGAUUGUAGCAAUGCCAUUCUGUGCUCUGCAAAGGAGGGUAUCGGGAUAACUGACAUUCUGAAUGCAGUUGUGAAAAGAAUUCCCCCACCCACUGAUACUUCUCAAAAGCCCUUGCGCGCUUUAAUCUUUGACAGUUACUAUGACCCAUAUCGUGGUGUUAUUGUGUACUUCCGUGUGAUAGAUGGGACCGUAAAGAAAGGUGACAGGAUUUAUUUUAUGGCCAGCAAAAAGGAUUAUUUUGUUGAUGAAAUUGGAGUUUUAUCACCGAAUCAGUUAGAAGUGGAUGAAUUAUAUGCGGGUGAGGUGGGUUACAUCUCAGCUUCUAUAAGAUCGGUAGCAGAUGCCAGGGUUGGUGAUACUAUUACGCACUUCAGUAGAAAGGCAGAGUCAUCACUACCUGGAUAUGAAGAAGCUACCCCGAUGGUCUUCUGUGGGCUGUUUCCGGUUGAUGCUGACCAGUUUCCUGAAUUACGUGAGGCACUGGAAAAGCUGCAGCUAAAUGAUGCUGCACUCAAGUUUGAGCCGGAAACAUCAAGUGCCAUGGGUUUUGGCUUUAGGUGUGGUUUCCUGGGGCUUCUUCACAUGGAAAUUGUUCAGGAAAGACUUGAGAGGGAAUACAAUCUCAGCUUAAUAACUACUGCUCCAAGUGUGGUCUACAGAGUGAACUGCACAAGCGGUGAAACUUUCUUGUUGUUUGUUAAUAAUGCACACUCACAAGUUCUACAUAGUGCUAACCCAAUGAUUUCAUCCAAUUUUUCUAAGGUGGAGUGUUCAAACCCAUCUGCGCUUCCUGAACCUGGCCUGCGGAGAUCAAUUGAGGAGCCUUUAGUGAAGAUUGAAAUGCUUACACCCAAAGACUAUAUCGGCUCGCUUAUGGAGCUUGCUCAAGAUAGACGAGGAGAGUUUAAAGAAAUGAAGUAUAUCGCUGAGAAUAGGGCAUCGCUCACUUACAAGUUGCCCUUGGCAGAGAUGGUGGGUGACUUUUUUGACCAGCUGAAGUCCAGAAGUAAAGGAUAUGCUAGCAUGGAAUACACUUUUGUCGGGUACGAAGAAAGUGAUCUGAUAAAGCUAGACGUCCACAUUAAUGGUGAGCCUGUUGAGCCAUUGGCAACAAUCGUGCACAAAGAUAAGGCAUAUCCCAUUGGAAGAGCUUUGACACAGAAGCUAAAAGAGCUAAUACCCCGGCAAAUGUUUAAAGUGCCCAUUCAAGCAUGUAUUGGUUCAAAAGUUAUAGCAAGCGAGGCCUUAUCAGCAAUCAGGAAGGAUGUGUUGGCUAAAUGCUAUGGAGGUGACAUUACAAGGAAGAAGAAAUUGCUGAAGAAACAGGCUGAAGGAAAGAAACGGAUGAAGGCGAUAGGAAAGGUGGAUGUGCCUCAGGAAGCAUUCAUGGCUGUGUUGAAGCUUGAAAAGGAGGUGUUGUAAAAAAAGGAGGGAAAAUUAACUGUAAGUAGCAUUCUGAACAGUUGAACAAAGGGCGGGAAAUUGGUUCCCCUUUCUCUCGUCUCGUUUACUGUUCUUCACAUUUUGUUCCGGUUCAUUUUGCUCUACACUUCUCAAGCCAAAUGCAAUCACAAGUAUAAAUAGGGGUAUAAAGCAUGGUCCAUGAAAUCGUAUCGUACCAGCGGUUUAACAACAAAAUAUCAGUAUUGAAGGCUAAACUGAUAGGCAGUAUUUAACGAUACUAACCGUUGAACUAC